AUGGAGAGCGUUUUGCCUGCCACCGGUUUCCUGUACUGGGUGGGCGCGGGCACCGUGGCCUACCUGGCCCUGCGUAUCUCGUGCUUGCUCUUCACGGCCGUUCGGGUCUGGGGUUUGGGUAACGAGUCGAGGGUCGGACCGAGGCUCGGUGAAUGGGCAGUUGUCACAGGUAGUACUGAUGGAAUUGGAAAAUCAUAUGCAGAAGAAUUAGCAAAGCGUGGAAUGAAAAUUGUCCUUAUCAGCAGAUCACAGGACAAACUGAACCAAGUUUCCAGUGAGAUAAGAGAAAAAUUCAAAGUGGAAACAAAGACCAUUGCUGUUGACUUUACAUUAGAAGAUAUUUAUGACAAAAUUAAAACAAGCUUGGCAGGUCUUGAGAUUGGUGUUUUAGUGAAUAAUGUGGGAAUGGCAUAUGAGUAUCCGGAAUACUUUUUGGAUGUUCCUGACUUGGACAGUACCAUCAAGAAACUGAUCAAUGUUAAUGUCCUUUCUGUUUGCAAGAUGACACGGCUGAUCCUGCCUGGCAUGGUAGAAAGAUCUAAAGGGGUAAUUCUGAACAUCUCCUCUGCCACUGGCCUGUACCCAGUUCCACUAUUGACCAUCUACUCUGCAACCAAGGCUUUUGUAGAUUUCUUCUCUCAAUGCCUCCAUGAGGAAUAUAAGAGCAAGGGCAUCUUUGUGCAGAGUGUUCUGCCCUACUAUGUUGCAACCAAACUGGCUAAAAUUCGAAAGCCAACUUUGGACAAGCCCUCUUCAGAGACGUUUGUGAAGUCUGCCAUUAAAACCAUCGGCCUGCAAUCCCGGACCAAUGGAUACUUCAUCCAUUCUCUUAUGGCCUCAGUAGUCUCAAUCCUGCCUUCCUGGUUGUACUUUAAAGUGACCAUGAAUGUGAACAAAUCUAUCCGGGCUCACUGUUUGAAGAAAAUGAAGAAGAACUGA
Molecule: messenger RNA, 939 nt
Organism: Rangifer tarandus platyrhynchus (Svalbard reindeer)
Lineage: Eukaryota; Metazoa; Chordata; Mammalia; Artiodactyla; Cervidae
Source: the annotation of a GenBank genome assembly